AUGACAGAACACUGCGGCCAAACACAAAGCCCAACAGAUCACCUCCGUCGGUGGAUUGAGGAACGGGACGCUCAGAUCCAUGGACAUACACAAACCCUCCAGACCCCUGAGUCUGCCCUAUGCCAUCCAGAGACCCCUGAGCAUAAACUUAAGUUGGCUUCAGAGUUCGGAGUUGGUGAAGAUGUGCCUCCAAUAGCCUCUCAGCAGGGUCCACAAACCACCAAGACCUCUCUACAGACGCUUCAAACCACCUCUGAGACUGAACAUGAGCCUCCAUGGGUGGAGCCACAGUCGGUGGCCUCCCCAGUUCCUGAGGUAGAGCCACAGUCGGUGGUGUCUCCUGUUCCUGAGGUGGAGUCACAGUCGGUGGCCUCCCCAGUUCCUGAGGCGGAACCACAGUCGGUGGUUUCUCAUGUUCCGGAUGUGGAGCCACUGUCGGUGGUCUCUCCUGUUCCAGAUGUGGAGCCGCGGUUGGCGGGCUCCUCAGUUCCUUGCCCGCUACACUCCGCCCCGCUACGCUCCAACCCACUACGCUCCAGCCCGCUACACUCCGCCCCGCUACACUCCACCCCGCUACGCUCCAGCCCGCUACACUCCGCCCCGCUACACUCCACCCCGCUACGCUCCAGCCCGCUACACUCCGCCCCGCUACACUCCACCCCCCUACGCUCCAACCCGCUACACUCCGCCCCGCUACGCUCCAACCCACUACACUCCGCCCCGCUACGCUCCAACCCACUACACUCCACCCCGCUACACUCCACCCUGCUACACUCCACCCCCCUACGCUCCAACCCGCUACACUCCACCCUGCUACACUCCGCUCCGCUAUGCCCCAACCCACUACACUCCGCCCCGCUACACUCCACCCUGCUACGCUCCAACCCGCUACACUCCACCCGCUACACUCCACCCUGCUACGCUCAAACCUGCUACACUCAAACCUGCUACACUCCACCCCGCUACACUCCACCCUGCUACACUCCAACCCACUAUACUCCACCCCGCUACACUCCAGCCCGCUACGCUCCAACCCGCUACACUCCACCCCGCUACACUCCACCCUGCUACACUCCGCCCCGCUAUGCUCCAACCCACUACACUCUGCACCGCUACGCUCCAACCCACUACACUCCACCCCGCUACACUCCACCCUGCUACACUCCGCCCCGCUACGCUCCAACCCACUACACUCCGCCCCGCUACACUCCACCCCGCUACGCUCCAACCCGCUACACUUCGGCCCACUACGCUCCAACCCACUACACUCCGCCCCGCUACACUCCACCCUGCUACGCUCCAGCCCGCUACACUCCGCCCCGCUACACCCCGCCCAGCUACAACCCCGCCCUGCUACACCUCGCUACACCCCGCCCAGCUACAACCCAGCCCUGCUACACUCCGCCCCGCUACACCCCGCCCUGCUACACUCUGCCCUGCUACACCCCGCCCAGCUACAACCCAGCCCUGCUACACUCCGCCCCGCUACACCCCGCCCAGCUACACCCCGCCCUGCUACACUCCGCCCCACUACACUUUGCCCUGCUACACUCCACCCUGCUACACUCCGCCAAGCUACACCCCGCCCUAUGGAACCACAUUCCUGAGGUGGAACCACAGCCGGUGGUGUCACCUGUUCCUGAGGUGGAGCCACAGUCAGUGGUCUCCCCAGUUCCUGAGUUGGAGCCACAGUCGGUGGCCUCCCCAGUUCCUGAGGUGGAACCACAGCCGGUGGUGUCACCUGUUCCUGAGGUGGAGCCACAGUCGGUGGUCUCCCCAGUUCCUGAGUUGGAGCCACAGUCGGUGGCCUCCCCUGUUCCAGAUGUGGAGCCGCGGUCGGCGGGCUCCUCAGUUCCUGUCCAGGAGCAGCAGGUGGCGGACUCCUGUGGGCCUGUUCCUGGGACUCG
This is a messenger RNA of Cyprinodon variegatus (sheepshead minnow), 1907 nucleotides long. RefSeq names its product proline-rich extensin-like protein EPR1. Lineage: Eukaryota; Metazoa; Chordata; Actinopteri; Cyprinodontiformes; Cyprinodontidae. The transcript has 6 exons. The record is from RefSeq and is a predicted model, not a curated record. The annotation marks the transcript as partial.